AUGCAGGACACAAACGAGGUCUUCGAGUAAGUAUCUCGCUAAAAUAACUAAAUUUGCUUGUUAGGAGCCCCCUGAACAGUCGAUAUGCCAGUUCCGCGAUGAAAUUCAACUUCAGUGCCAGACGAAAAGUUACGUUGUGGCGUCAACUUUGGAUAUGGCUCGCAGAGGCGCAGAAAGAACUGGGCGUCGAAAUAACCGGUAAUUGCGUGAAUAUCAGUGUCACAACAUAUUUUUUGGAUACAGCUUGUCGGAACCAAUUUUUUCUGUUUUCUUAGAUGAACAGUUAGAGGAAAUGCGAGGAAAGAUGAAUGAUAUUGACUUCGAAAAGGCAGCUCUGGAGGAAGUCCAACGCCGGCAUGACGUUAUGGCCCACGUCUAUGUAUUUGCCUCUGCCUGUCCCAAAGCAUCACCCAUCAUCCACCUUGGUACGACAUUCACGUAUUGUUCGUAUGCUAUUUACUUAUUGCUACUCUUACCGGAUUCGAUGUCUCGUACCGCGCCUCUCCACACGAGGCGAUAUUUGGGAGGAGAGCUGUUGAGCCUGAACCAUUCGUCCCUCUGACAGUAAAGGUUUCAUAAAGUGACUGGGGACCCCCCAAACGUCUGGACAGACCUCGUUGAACUGGCUUUUAGCCUGACGGCCUUUGUCGUUGCAAGUGAAAAGAGUGGCUUCUAAUCUAAAGUGACAGCACUCAGGACAGACUGGAUUACAGAAAUUGGCCUGAACCACCUCAUUCAUCUUUCUUGGCUUGUUUACUAAAUUUAGUGAUCCUAUCGACUUCGCAGCAAUUGUUACCUGUCUAAUUUGCGGCAAUGUCGGCUUACUUCAUUCGAAGGAUCGUUACCAAUCAACAGUGGUCUAAGAAGUCAAAUGCUGUCACACAUCAUAUGUGCUUCUAGCCCAACAUUUACAAAUGAUAGGUAUACCGGGUGCCGGGUAUGUACGGGCAAUCUAGUUUUACGAUAUACUUACGCAGUUUGGUGCUAUUAUCGAAGUUCUCUAUUGCCCCACCCGCGCGUGCUUUCUUGCCCAAAAAGGCUCACACGCGUGAGAAAUUUUUUCGGGCUUUCGCCUGUAAUAUUCAACAGCCUUCUAACUAGGUUCCCGGACGAAUUGUACGCGGUUCUGCCUGUGUUGAAUUUGCACCUGGAUCCUGACUGAUCGACUUCGAUUACAUCGUCAAAAUUACACCAAACUACAAGUAUCUGCACAACAGCCUUCUGUGAGGGCUGGGGUCGCCAAUCCACCCACCUAAUUUCAUAAGUUCUAUAAAGACUGAAUUUUGACCACUGACAAUACAACCACGGCUAUUCUUAAACUGUUUUGUAGAAAUAGGAGCCAUCUUACCGCUCUGUGCAUGGACGGAGGAAACACAUCACAUUCAGAACCUUCACAAUUUAAAAACGUUUAGUCUACAAUUCACAGGUUUUGUAAGCCUGCUUUAUUUUCCCAACUUGUAGUUCAUAAAGAUUUAGUCAUACCUGAUCUGGUCAACCCCAAUGAUGUCGCGGACAUCACCUCUCAACAAGUGACUCUCAACAUUAGCGGAUCCGGAGGGCUCGACCAACUUCCAUAUCUGAUGACAAAGCUCGAAUACUGA
Molecule: messenger RNA, 1601 nt
Organism: Spirometra erinaceieuropaei
Lineage: Eukaryota; Metazoa; Platyhelminthes; Cestoda; Diphyllobothriidea; Diphyllobothriidae
Source: the annotation of a GenBank genome assembly